GUUUUCCCUCUCAAAUUAAGCUCGUUAUCGGCAUUGGACUAUGUGUCGAGGGACAAAUACUAAACGCUCUCUCCAGUCACUUUUUUUGACAGUUUGUCUGGCAGACGCCUCAUGAUGGCAGCCAAAUUUUUCCCACGCCGGGUCUUUCCUAAUUAUGCGUCCAUCCCAAGGUCGUAUUUCUUGGGCCACCACAGGGCCGGCCUGAAGAAGAUGCAAGACAUGCUGUCAUCUAUAGACUAUGUUGUCGAAUGUCGCGACUACAGAGUCCCCGUCACGUCGAUCAAUCCCAUGUUUGAAGAAGCAUUGGGGAAAACCAGAAGACUGAUCGUGUAUACCAAGAGGGACUUGGGCUCAAAACCCGCGUCAAAGGGGCGGCGACGGACAGAGGAAACCGUUCAAGGGCUCGAUAAAAGUAGCGCCACAUUCUUUGUAAGCUCGUCAUCUCAUCAAGAUGUGGGUGCCAUCCUGAAACAUUUGCGAGAAGAUGCAGAAGGGCCGGACAGGCUCGUUGGAUGUCGUGUUAUGGUGGUCGGUAUGCCGAAUGUCGGCAAAUCGACACUGAUCAACAACUUGCGCAAUCAAGGCGUGGGUAAGGGCAAGGCCGUACAGACGGGUGGUCAACCCGGUAUCACACGGAAGAUUGGAACGCCAGUGAAAGUUAUAGAGAGAGAGAAUGGCUCCCAUGUCUACGUGCUGGACACGCCGGGUGUCUUCAUGCCCUACGUUCCCAAUGCAGAGAACAUGCUGAAACUGGCGCUCUGUGGAUGCGUCAAGGACUCGGUCAUUUCACCGGUCACUCUCGCCGACUACCUAUUAUAUCAUAUAAAUCUGCAUCAUAAGGAUGCAUAUCAACGUUGGUCUGCGCCGACGAAUGAGAUCAUGCCCCUGCUGGACAAAUUUGCUCGACAUACAGGUCUUCUUGCCAAAGGUGGCAUCCCUAAUAUUGACCUUGCCGCGCAAAACUUUAUUCAGAAAUGGCGCGCGGGCGAUCUGGGCCGGUUCUGCCUCGAUGACCUAAAAGCUGAGCAGAGGAAGCAUUUGGAAGGGAGCAAAGAAGAAGUGCGCCCUAGUAUCUCAUCAGUCUUACGGGCUGAAAAGACGGCGAAGAAGCAGGAAAGUUCGAAGCUGUAA
Aspergillus steynii IBT 23096 is the source of this 1131-nucleotide messenger RNA. Its product is annotated as putative GTPase MTG1. The coding region runs from base 112 to 1131 and encodes 339 amino acids. Lineage: Eukaryota; Fungi; Ascomycota; Eurotiomycetes; Eurotiales; Aspergillaceae. The record is from RefSeq and is a predicted model, not a curated record. Gene Ontology annotation, cellular component: mitochondrion. Gene Ontology annotation, molecular function: GTP binding; GTPase activity. The transcript is spliced from 2 exons.